CGCUCGCUCGCUCGCUUUUAAUCGCACAUUGAACAAACAUUCAAGAAACUGCAAAGCUGAAAGUGACAAGGCUGCUCGCGCGGUUGGCGGGGAAAGGAGAAUCAGUUAGCAACACAACCAAUCGGUGAAGGCAAGCCCCACGAUCCAACACAAAAAGAAACCAGCCCAUUUUAAAAAACCUCUGGUAUAUAAUAUAGACGGCUACAUUUUUAAAUCCUGAUCUGGAUGAGGAAAUGAUUUCUGGAGCAUUUUGUGUGUGUCUCAGUUCCUGCGGGUGUUUCAAGGGGAUGUGAACUAACAGGACUGUGAAGUCUGCAUGAGUCCCUGAUAUACCAGCUGAUUUGUUUAUGGAGCUUUGGGCAAGGGCCAGGCCAGCUCCUCCGCCCCCCUGCGGCUUCCCAGGCGAUGGUGCUGCCCCCGGCCCAGGGAGGACCCCCGCUGCCCCACAGAGGCUGACCCAGGAGGAGGAGGAGGAGGAGGCUUGCCCCGCGAGCGCCCGGGCUCAGUACUAUGGCUGUGUACUGCUAUGCGCUCAAUAGCCUGGUGAUGAUGAAUAGCAGCAACGAGGUGAAGAGCGGCGGUAGCCGGAGCCAGACGCCUCCUCCCCGGGGGCAGGUGCUGCAGGUCUCGGAGCUGCACGGCCCCUGCUGCCCGCUGGCCACGCUCAGUCCGGGCGCCGGGAGCCCCAGCUGCCCCCGGAGGAGCUCGGCCUUCCUCUUUCCCCCCGGGGAGCAGCCGCCGCCAGAGGAGCCGGGGAGCGCCGGGGCUCCCGGGGGCAGCAGGCGGCCCAGCAGCCCGAGCUGGCUGGGAAGGGAAGAGCCGUCGCGGCCCCGCCAGCGGGAGCUGCAGAACGUGCAGGUGAACCAGAAAGUGGGGCUCUUCGAGGCGCACAUCCAGGCGAGCAGCUCAGCCACCCUGCACCUCAAGAGCCCGCGGCUGGGCAGGAGAUCGCCGUCCCCCAUCCCGCCCCGCCGCAGCCGGCCCCCCGGCGGAGACCCACGGGAAACGCCCAGGAAGGAGGAGGACAAGGUCCCGACAAGCCCCUUUCCCUGGCCGGAGGCGGAGAGGGGGAUAUGGGGCCGUGUAGCACAGGAUCCAGGAGAGACGGAGAGGGGGCGUGAGCCCCCCCGGGCGCAGGCUUUCGGGGAGACGGAGAGGGGGGGUGGGCACUGUGGAGCGCAGGUUGCCGGGGAGAUGGAAAGGGGGAGCAGCACUCUCGGAGCGCGUUGUACAGAGGAGAUGAAGAGGGGCGGUGGGAUGCCCAGAGGGCUGGGAGCGGAGGAGACGGAAAAGAGGAGCGGAUCCUGCGAACAGGAGGGACCGGAGGAGACUGAGAAGUGGAGCGGGUCCCCCAGGGCGCAGAACUCAGAAAUGAUGGAGAGGGGGAGCAGUGGAGCGCAGAAGUCAGAAGUGAUGGAGAACAGGGAGAGGGUUCACACAGCGCAGAAGUCAGAAGUGAUGGAGAGCAGGGAGAGGGUUCACACAGCGCAGGGCUCGGAAGUGAUGGAGAGCAGGGAGAGGGUUCACACAGCGCAGGGCUCGGAAGUGAUGGCGAGCAGGGAGAGGGUUCACACAGCUCAGGGCUCGGAAGUGAUGGCGAGCAGGGAGAGGGUUCACACAGCGCAGAACUCAGAAGUGAUGGAGAGCAGGGAGCGGGUUCACACAGCGCAGGGCUCGGAAGUGAUGGAGAGGAGGAGCGAGUCCAGUGGAGCGCGGGGCUCAGAGGUGUUGGAGCGAGGAGAGAGGACCCACAGCGCGCAGGGCUCUGGGGUGAUGGAGCGAGGAGAGAGGACCCACAGCGCGCAGGGCUCUGGGGUGAUGGAGCGAGGAGAGGGGACCCACAGCGCGCAGGGCUCAGGGAUCAUGGAGCGGGGCAGGGUAUCCCUAGAAACUCAGGGUUCCGCCUCAACAAAGGAGGGGAGCCAGAACUGCGGAUCGCGGGGCUCGGACUCUUCAGCCGCCCCGGAGCAAGGGAGGGGUGAAGAGCAGCAUUGCCCCACCCGGACUGGCUGCUGGGGGGAGCUCGGGAGUCCGCUGGACUGGGCUGUCUCUAUGGAGGAGCUGUGCCCAGUGCCUGGGAGCUCCUUGGGAGCAGUGGAUCAAGCCUGUGCCCGGCUGCAGCAGGACCACCCUGGAGACGGUCAGCUGCUGGUGACAGCAGCACCCACAGAACAAAAGGGGAAACCCCCCGGGGAGGGCUGCUGCGGGAGCAGUAUCCCCGCUGUCAUCAUUACUGACCUAGGGGGUCAGGAGGAGGAGGCCGGGGAGAGCCCCCGAGUGAACAUGCCCAUCAGGAAGCUGUCUUCCUCUUCGGCUUCUUCCACUGGCUUCUCCUCAUCCUGGGAAGAGUCUGAGGAGGACAUCUCCAGCGACCCCGAGCGCACCUUGGAUCAAGCCCAGCCCUUUCUGCAGACCCUGGACCAGCACAAACCCAGAGUGAGCAAGUCAUGGCGGAAGAUCAAAAAUAUGGUGCAGUGGUCUCCCUUUGUUAUGUCCUUCAAGAAAAAGUAUCCUUGGAUUCAACUAGCAGGGCAUGCAGGUAGCUUCAAGGCUGCAGCCAAUGGCAGGAUACUCAAGAAGCACUGUGAAUCUGAGCAGCGCUGCUUGGACCGCUUGAUGAACGACGUCCUUAAGCCCUUUGUUCCUGCCUACCAUGGGGAUGUGGUGAAGGAUGGGGAGCGGUACAAUCAGAUGGAAGACCUGCUGGCUGAAUUUGACUCCCCCUGCGUUAUGGACUGCAAGAUGGGAGUCAGAACGUAUUUGGAGGAAGAGCUAACAAAGGCCAGAAAGAAGCCAAGCCUGCGGAAGGACAUGUAUCAGAAGAUGAUUGAAGUAGAUCCCAGUGCCCCGACCGAGGAGGAGAAUGACCUACAUGCAGUAACCAAGCCCCGAUACAUGCAGUGGAGGGAGACCAUUAGUUCUACAGCAACCCUGGGAUUCAGAAUUGAGGGGAUAAAGAAAGAAGAUGGCACAGUGAACCGGGAUUUCAAGAAGACAAGAACAAAGGACCAGGUCACAGAGGCCUUCAGAGAAUUCACUAAAGGAAACCGUAACAUUUUGAAUGGUUACCUUAAUCGGUUGAAGGGGAUCCGUGACACCCUGGAAACAUCAUCGUUCUUUAAAUGCCACGAGGUAAUUGGGAGCUCCCUCCUCUUCAUUCAUGACCAAAAGGAACAGGCCAAAGUCUGGAUGAUCGACUUUGGGAAAACCACACCACUGCCAGAGGGACAAUUCCUCCAGCACAACGUGCCGUGGGUGGAAGGGAACAGAGAGGACGGCUACCUCUGGGGGCUGGACAACCUCAUUGAGAUCCUAAUGGAAUUGUCACAGAGCGAGGACCUGCAUUAAAGCCAUAUGUCCAACUCCACCACUACCCUGCAUCCUGUCCCUCAAACUGACUCUUCUGAACUGCACUACAAGACACUUUCCAAACCCCGCCCCCCCGCCCGUGUUAAAGCUAUAACUUCCCUAUUUAAGGUGGUUUUUAGUUUUUGUACAUAUGUAGAUCACCUGCCAGAACAAACGCUGAACUUGAAGCCUUGGCUUUGCUCAGUAGAUGGGAGCAGAUCGUGUCGCUCGUCGCAGGCGCCUGAGCAGCGAGCAGCUGUGGUCUGGAUGGCAAGGCGAACGCAUGCUCUUUCCAUAGCAUUUCUGGCUCUUAGGCAAUCUCUUUUGAACAAGAACUUACGUAGUGAGCAGUUGUGCAGCUGACGUGCCCUCCAGUUGAACGAAGAUGGUGUCCGAACCCUGAGUUCUGUUGCUCCUGAACUGUGUAAUUAAAGCCCUUCCCGCUAAGUGAAUGACAGAAUUUAUUCAGCUGUAAGGAUCAUCUGUCCUCUAGUGGCUGGUGUUGGUAACACACCAUCCUCAAAGCAGUCAAGGCUUCAUAGCUUUUAGGUUGCCAUUUUAAGUGUUUUAGGGUUUAUGGAAUAAGAAAGACACAGAUUCUGGAGAAGGUGAAGGCAGGGAUACCAGAUUGGGAGCGGUUUAGUUACAUUUAAUAACAUCCUUCGUCCUAGGAAGCUAGAGGUUUGGAAUCCUUAGGAGAUCUAGGUUUCUCUCUCUUCGAGCAACCUUGUUAUCCACUUGUGAUUGUUCCGUUAUUUUCGAGUGGCCAUAGAAUUGCGAAGUCUGUUCUUGUCAAUAACCAAGUGUGGUGUGACUAUGGCUCUUACUAACCUAUUUGGUGCUGGAUGAUGAGCUUCCCUCUAACCACUGAGGUGGGCUGGCGUUGUCAGCUGUAGAUGUUUACCAUGGGCCUGUCUUCAAAUUGAAAUCGCCUUUGAGCAAUUUAGCAGUAGGGCAGUGUGCUGGCAGGUGAAGAUCUGAGGCUGAUGCUCAGACCUCCUAGGCCAGCACUGACUGGGAAUACUAUGGAACCAAUAGUCUGAACCAAGACAACAAGGAAGAGAUUUCUUUUCUGUCUCCAGCGAUCCUGCUCCCAUUAUAGGAGCAACUUCCAGCCCUCCUAAGCUGGGAUGGUGGCCUACCAUGUGGCUUGAAGCCUAAGAUGAGGCUGAAGGAGAGUGAAAGUGGCUAUAGGGACCAUUGUGAAACUUUAAAAAGGCUUCAGUGUUGGUAGAUAUCUCCUAGCAAUAAUCAAGUAAGCUGUCCUCUGCGCUGUGUAAGGCUAAUACUGCCAAGUGUGCAAAAGGGGAUGGGAACCCCUGGUAAAUCUGGAUCAGAAGGGAGUUCACAAGAGGAGCGGUCUCCAUUAUUUUUCAAUGCCUUUGAGCGUCUUUUGUAGUAUCCUUGUUACAAGCCGUUACGAUUGGCAAAUGCCAGGCAUACUUAUGGGUUCUUGUAGAACCAGUCCUGGCUACAUCUCAAACAGAAUUGCAUUAACUGAUCUAAAAGGGUUCUUUCAUAUGUGCAAACAACCUACCCCUAGUGGUGUGCGCUUGAGAGCUCUCAUAUCUACAGGGGUAUAUGGAGGGGGUUAGGGCGGGAGGCAGCUCUCAAGGUUAUCACCUCAGUUUUACUGGAUAAGACACAGGGAUUUAAGGCAACCCCCCCCCCCACACACACACACACCCCUUCCUUGUUACCAUGUAGCUCACUAAAUCCAGCUCUGGUUUUCACAAAUUAGUUCCCUAAUCUGCUCUGCCUAAAUUGGAUGUAGACAUGGCCUUUCUGCUUCAAGGCUUGUGAAAACAACCAGUUCUCUAUUUAGGGUGGAGGCUAAUUUUUAACUUCCUGGAACAUUUGAACUAAGCAGCACGCUUGCAGCAGAGCUAGCUUGCUAAAGGUCAGCUAUUGACGUGGGAGGGGAAGGCCGUUGGUGCCUCUUGCUCUUCCUGGAGAGCUUGGAGUUCUCCAGAACUUAGGUCAUAAGGACAGUAUUGAGCUUGGGUCAUGAACAAUCCUGCAGCUUUUUCUCCAUGAAUAAUACCAGCUAGCUAGGAGUCUGGCAGAAGUUAUGAACCUUUCUCUCCCCCUCACCCCCCAACUCUGAAAGACCAUUGUCUCAUCUCUUUCCCCGGUAGCGAUGCUAUCAGCCCGCUCUGCAAUAGUUAGAUGGGUGCAACUUUCCUGCGUCAGGAAGGUACCCUCACUGCGGCACUAGGUGUGUGUGUGUGUGCCGGGGGGGCGCGACUCGGCCAUCCGUUGUUCCCCAGCCAUGCACAAGUCUCUCUCAUGGAGAUUAAAAUCUCGUCAGACUUUCUCAGUUCAUAUCUCACCAGGCACAGGUCUGUAGUUCUGAGCAUACAGUUGUAAAUGGUUGCACUGUUCAGCUUUUUGCCCAGGUUUCCUAUGCUGCUUAGAGUAGCCCCUGUGGAAGUGCCUUACGAACUUGCCCCUAUUCCAUUAGUGUCAUGGAAAAGGUUUUUAAGUUAUAUUUAUUUUCAUUCCUUUUUAAUUGCACAAAACACUACGACUUAAUGCAUGGAAUCUUUUUUUUAAAAAAUAACCCUGUAUUUUUAGUUUUUAAAAUGUCCUUUUCCAGCUUUGAGGAAAGGGCUUUGAGCAGCAGACUAGAUAUGUACCAGUUUUAGCUGUAGUUUAGCUUUGCAUUGCUCCUGUAUAUGUAUAUUAUUUUAAAGUCUGUUUUGUAAACCUGAUUCCUUGCUUUGUGGCUUCGAAAGAAGCGGAUUGUUUCCCCGGAUGUCUUAUGCCUUCCUGGAGGCUGGAACUGUUGCUGUGAGGUAUUCCUCCCCCCCUCCCCUCAGUCACUGGGUGAUGCAGAGUAAAUCUGAACUGUACUGAAACACCAACGCACAGUGCCUGUAAAGAGCCUAUAACUUCCAAAUAAAGGCAUAUGAAAACCA
Terrapene triunguis (Three-toed box turtle) is the source of this 6269-nucleotide messenger RNA. RefSeq names its product inositol-trisphosphate 3-kinase B (gene ITPKB). The transcript is spliced from 8 exons. The record is from RefSeq and is a predicted model, not a curated record. Gene Ontology annotation, molecular function: inositol tetrakisphosphate kinase activity; inositol-1,4,5-trisphosphate 3-kinase activity. The coding region runs from base 511 to 3348 and encodes 945 amino acids. Gene Ontology annotation, biological process: inositol phosphate biosynthetic process. Lineage: Eukaryota; Metazoa; Chordata; Testudines; Emydidae. Gene Ontology annotation, cellular component: cytoplasm; nucleus.